AUGUACAAGACUGAAGAUACCGACAUAAAGAAAUUUAUGGUGGGUAGAUUCUUGGACUUCAAGAUGGUGGAUUCAAAAUAUGUGAUUACCCAGGUCAAAGAUUUCCAGUUGAUUCUGCAUGAAAUUCAAAUAGAAAGGAUGACACUCAGUGAGGAGGACAAUCGUGGAUCGGAGAAGAGGAUAAAUAUCGAUUCAAUAGAAGCCAAGGCUAAUAUGGUUAAACUAAACAAGUCCAACAAGAGGAAGAAAUCUGGAGCAAGUCCUUCCAAAAAUACUAAAGAUGGGAAUGCUGCUAUUGGGAAAAAGAAGUUUGAUGGAACUUGCUUCAUAUACAAUAAGCCUGGACAUAGAGCCAAAGAUUGCCAUCUUGAGGUCAAUCUGGCAGAAAAACCAAAGCAGUGGUGGAUUGAUACUGGAGCCACCUGUCAUAUCUACUUUGAUAGGAAGAGUUUCACCGAUUAUGUGGAAUCUGAAGAAGGAGAAAAGCUUUUCAUGGGGAACUCAUUAGUUUGCAAGGUCCGAGGCCACAGAAAAGUGAUUUUGAAAAUGACAUCAGGGAAGAAGCUGACUUUGCCCAAUGUGGUCCAUGCUGUUGGGAUUCGUAAGACCCUGGUCAUUGGAAGUAUGCUUACCAAGAAUGGAUUCAAGUUGGUCUUUGAAUCUCCAACUUGA
This is a messenger RNA of Tripterygium wilfordii, 672 nucleotides long. RefSeq lists its product as uncharacterized. Lineage: Eukaryota; Viridiplantae; Streptophyta; Magnoliopsida; Celastrales; Celastraceae. The record is from RefSeq and is a predicted model, not a curated record. The transcript is spliced from 3 exons. Bases 1 to 672 code for a protein of 223 amino acids.